Messenger RNA from Monopterus albus (swamp eel), 2008 nucleotides. RefSeq names its product phenylalanyl-tRNA synthetase subunit beta (gene farsb). Gene Ontology annotation, cellular component: phenylalanine-tRNA ligase complex; cytoplasm. Lineage: Eukaryota; Metazoa; Chordata; Actinopteri; Synbranchiformes; Synbranchidae. Bases 154 to 1911 code for a protein of 585 amino acids. The transcript is spliced from 18 exons. Gene Ontology annotation, molecular function: phenylalanine-tRNA ligase activity; ATP binding; magnesium ion binding. Gene Ontology annotation, biological process: phenylalanyl-tRNA aminoacylation. The record is from RefSeq and is a predicted model, not a curated record.
UCUGCUGGUGAUGAUGUGGGUGACCUGAGUUUCAUUCAGCCCGUGAGCAAUGGCUGGACCUCCCAGAGUGGAGUAAAAGGCACAGUCUCGGGCAGCUACAACCGGCUGGUGGGGUCCUUUUUCAUUGUGUGCUGGCGAGGAUUAGCUGCCAACAUGCCGACUGUUGGAGUAAGAAGGGAACUUCUUUUUAAAGCUUUGGGCAGAGCAUACACUGAUGAGGAGUUUGACGAGUUGUGCUUUGAAUAUGGGCUGGAGCUGGAUGAAAUUACCUCAGAGAAGGAGAUAAUCAGCAGAGAGCAGGGUGAUUCCAAGGCAGCAGGAGCAUCUGAUGUCAUCCUGUACAAGAUUGAUGUACCAGCUAACCGCUAUGACCUGCUGUGUCUGGAGGGGCUGGCCCGUGGACUGCAGGUCUUUAAGAAUAAGCUUGAGGCACCCCGCUACAGACGUGUUAGACCUGUGAGCGGGGAGUCUCAAAAGCUGAUAAUCACUAAAGAGACAGAAGCAGUCCGACGCCAUGCAGUUGCAGCAGUGUUGAGAAACAUCACCUUCACACAGGAACGCUAUGACAGCUUCAUCGAACUGCAGGAGAAACUCCACCAAAACGUCUGCAGGAAGAGGAGUCUGGUGGCAAUCGGGACGCAUGACCUGGACACCAUCUCUGGUCCUUUCACAUACACAGCCAAACCUCCUGGAGAUAUCAGCUUCAAACCACUGAACCAGAGCCAGGAGUUCACUGCCACCCAGCUCAUGAGCCUCUACAAGACAGACAGCCACUUGAGGCAUUACCUUCAUAUUAUUGAGGACAAACCUGUCUACCCAGUCAUCUAUGACAGCAAUGGGAUUGUCCUGUCCAUGCCUCCUAUCAUCAAUGGGGACCAUUCAAAAAUCACCCUAAAGACAAGGAAUGUUUUCAUUGAGUGCACGGCCACAGAUUUGAACAAGGCAAAGAUCGUCUUGGAUAUGAUGGUGACCAUGUUCAGCGAGUAUUGCUUGCAGCCUUUCACGGUAGAGGAGGCUGAGGUGGUGUACCCCGACGGCAAGGCCUGCAUAUACCCAGAGCUGGCCUACAGGAAGGAGAAGCUGUCCAGUGAGUUCAUCAACCGAAAAGUCGGCAUCAAUGAGUCGACUGAGAAAAUCGCCCAGCUGCUCACCAGGAUGUGCCUGCGCUCCCGGGCUACUGGUGUUGGCGAUGAGAUCGAGGUUGAGAUCCCACCCACACGCUCCGACGUUAUUCAUGCUUGUGACAUCAUGGAGGACGCUGCCAUCGCCUACGGUUUCAACAACAUAAUUCGCACCACACCACACACGUACACCGUGGCUAACCAGUUCCCACUGAAUAAACUGACAGAGCUGUUGAGGCAAGACCUGGCAGCUGCUGGAUUCACAGAAGCCCUCAACUUUGCCUUGUGUUCUCAAGAAGAUAUAGCAGACAAGCUUGGGAAGAAGAUCUCAGAAACCAGGGCAGUUCACAUCUCCAACCCCAAGACUGCUGAGUUCCAGGUGGCGCGCACCACCUUGCUGCCAGGCCUGCUGAAAACUAUCGCUGCCAACAGAAAGAUGCCCCUGCCCCUCAAACUGUUUGAGAUAUCUGAUGUAGUGCUGAAGGAUGAGACCAAAGAUGUCGGGGCGAGGAACAGCCGGCGUUUCUGUGCCAUUUACUACAACAAAAGUCCAGGCUUCGAAGUGAUCCAUGGCCUGCUGGAUCGAACCAUGCAGCUGCUGGAGGUGAAGUCCGCCCGUGGAGAUGGCUACCACAUCCAGGCUGCAGACGUGGCCACACUGCUGAAACCCCCCUUACACAUGAAGUCCCUGUGCAGGAAGUCGUCAAGCACCAGUACCCCAUGCAAGACGAAUCCUGGCAGGCUCCGGCCUCCUGCCCUGCUUAUACAAAAACUGUGUUUGGUGACAUGAGCACCCCUGCUGGUCUUAAAGCACUCAAUGAUUUUCUGGCAGACAAAAGCUACAUGGAGGGCUUUGCAGCGUCCCAAGCUGAUGCCGCAGUGUUUGA